AAAGAAAUCUGUGUCAGAGAGACUCACUAAAUAUUAAUCCUCAGAGGGAUGUGCUUGUAAAACUUUUGUCAAAACAAUUUAUCUCUGCUUCCCCUAGACUGACCCUUUUAAAACACGUGCCCUUCCUUAUUUCUUUGUAAUGGGCUAUCUCCAUAACUGUGACAAAGGAUUGUCGUACUUGUCUGGUUUUAUGAUGUCUGUAUUAGUUUUUCUCUUGCAGGUGAAAAUGAGUUCCUCGGUAAGAAGAAAAGGCAAGCCGGGCAAAGGAGGUGGAAAAGGGUCUUCUAGAGGAGGAAAGGAAGGCAGGAGUCACACGAGCAGAUCUCACGGGGGCGGUGGUGGUGGUGCCGGCAACAGGAAAGCCUCGAGCAGAACGUGGGAUGAUGGCAAUGACUUUUGCAUCUUCAGCGAAUCGAGGCGCUCAUCCAGGUCAUUAUGCUUUUGUAAUGUACCUAGCAACAGUAGCGUAAGAAAAGGAGAGGCACGCCCCAAAUGGAAGCCUGAAGCCAAAGUGCCCCUUCAAACCCUGCACAUGACUUCUGAGAACCAAGAGAAAGUGAAAGCUCUUCUCCGGGACCUCCAAGAACAAGAUGCGGAUGCUGGAUCUGAAAGAGGCAUUUCUGGGGAGGAGGAAGAUGACGAGCCUGAGUGUGAUGAUGAGCAGUACUGGUCUGCUGGACGAGAAGCUUCCCUUGUUCCUGACUGUGACCCUUUGGAAUAUGCUGGCUCAGGCCCAGUGGAGCCUCAUAGUCCAGAAUUUACAGUCUCAACAUUUGCAGUGCAGAAACUUUCCAGGUAUGGCUUCAACACUGAACACUGUCAGGCAGCCCUGAGGAUUUGUGAUGGAGAUGUGGGGGCUUCACUAGAACAUCUGCUCACACAGUGUUUUUCAGAGACAUUUGGGGAGAAGAUGAAGAUCUCUGAGGCAGUUGCCCAUGUAAGCUUGGAUGAGUGUGUGGAACAGCGGCAGGAAGAGGCAUUUGCUCUCAAGUCCAUCUGUGGAGAGAAAUUCAUAGAAAGAAUUCAGAACCGAGUCUGGACCAUUGGAUUAGAACUGGAGUAUUUGACGAGUAAAUUCUGCAAAUCCAAGCAAAAGGAAAGUACCAAAAAUGCACAGGACACUACACUUGAAAUCUGUAAAUUUUACCUCAAAGGAAAUUGCAAAUUUGGAUCAAGAUGCAAAUUCAAACAUGAAGUGCCCCCAAAUCAAAUUGUCGGAAGAGCAGAAAGAAUUGUAGAUGAUUCUCAUCUUAAUGUCCAUGAAGAUGCCUCUUUUUUAUAUGAACUUGAAAUUCGAUUUUCUAAAGACCACAAAUACCCUUACCAAGCUCCGCUUGUGGCAUUUUAUUCCACCAAUGAGAAUCUACCUCUGGCUUGUCGUUUACAUAUUUCUGAGUUCCUUUAUGGCAAGGCCUUGACAUUUGCAGAAACUUCAGAACCUGUUGUAUAUUCUUUGAUAACCCUCUUAGAGGAAGAAUCAGAAAUAGUCAACUUACUGACAAAUACCCAUCACAAGUACAGUGUCCCUCCUGUGAACUUUCUGCCAGUAUCCUCUGGGACCAGAAUAAAUAAUCCUGUCUGUCGUAAACCAGUGAUUCCAAGUAAUUCUUUUGCUUCAAAUCAAAUUCCUGAAGUUGAAAAAGAAUCAGAACCUGAGGAGGAGACAGAUGAGGAUGAAGGUCCUGCACCAGUUAUAGUGGAGAAUGAAAGCUAUGUGAACCUUAAGAAAAAGAUUUCCAAAAGAUAUGACUGGCAGGCAAAAUCAGUACAUGCUGAAAAUGCUAAAAUCUGCAAGCAGUUCCGAAUAAAACAGGCUUCCAGACAGUUCCAGUCAAUUCUGCAAGAAAGACAAUCACUCCCUGCUUGGGAAGAAAGAGAAACCAUUCUUAAGUUGUUGAGUGAGCACCAAGUGCUUGUUAUAAGUGGUAUGACUGGAUGUGGGAAAACUACACAGAUUCCUCAGUUUAUUCUGGAUGAUUCUCUGAAUGGACCACCUGAGAAAGUGGCUAACAUCAUCUGUACCCAACCCCGACGAAUCUCAGCAAUAUCUGUUGCUGAACGUGUUGCUAAAGAAAGGACAGAAAGAGUGGGUCUGACUGUGGGGUACCAGAUCCGGCUAGAAAGUGUCAAGUCCUCAGCCACCAGACUGUUAUACUGCACCACAGGCGUGCUGCUGAGAAGGCUGGAAGGAGACACAGCUCUCCAAGGAGUCACCCAUAUCAUUGUUGAUGAAGUUCAUGAGAGGACAGAAGAAAGUGACUUCUUGCUGCUAGUCUUGAAGGACAUUGUGUUGCAGAGACCAACUCUUCAAGUUAUUCUAAUGAGUGCAACUUUAAAUGCUGAGCUCUUUUCAGAAUAUUUCAGUUCCUGCCCAGUUAUUACUAUACCAGGUCGCACAUUUCCUGUUGAUCAGUUUUUUCUGGAAGAUGCAAUUGCUGUGACAAGGUAUGUGUUACAGGACGGGAGCCCAUAUAUGCGCUCCAUGAAGCAGAUGACAAAGGAGAAGCUGAAAGCAAGGCGCAGCAGAACUGCAUUUGAAGAAGUAGAGGAAGACCUGAGGCUCUCUCUUCACCUCCAGCCCCAGGAUUCUGUCAAAGAUGCAGUGCCAGAUCAACAGUUAGAUUUCAAGCAGCUCCUGGCCCGCUAUAAAGGGGUUAGCAAAUCGGUCAUCAAAACAAUGUCCAUCAUGGAUUUCGAAAAGGUGAAUCUUCAAUUAAUAGAGGCCUUGUUAGAGUGGAUUGUAGAUGGAAAGCACUCCUACCCUCCAGGUGCUAUACUUGUAUUUUUACCGGGACUAGCAGAAAUCAAAAUGCUAUAUGAACAGCUACAAUCUAAUUCUCUUUUCAACAAUAGACGCAGUCAUCGAUGUGUGGUUCACCCACUUCAUUCAUCUUUAUCCAGUGAAGAGCAGCAGGCGGUGUUUGUAAAACCCCCUGUGGGUGUAACAAAGAUUAUAAUUUCCACCAACAUUGCUGAGACAUCCAUAACCAUCGACGAUGUUGUCUAUGUCAUUGAUUCUGGGAAAAUGAAAGAGAAGAGAUAUGACGCCAGCAAAGGGAUGGAGAGCCUAGAGGAUACUUUUGUCUCUCAAGCCAAUGCUCUGCAGAGAAAGGGUCGAGCGGGCCGGGUUGCCUCUGGGGUCUGCUUCCACUUAUUCACCAGCCAUCACUUCAAUCACCAGCUGUUAAAGCAGCAGCUGCCAGAGAUCCAAAGAGUGCCGUUGGAACAGCUGUGUCUGAGAAUUAAAAUUUUAGAGAUGUUUAGCACUCACAAUCUCCAGUCUGUGUUCUCUCGGCUCAUUGAGCCGCCACACACUGACUCUCUCCGUGCCUCAAAAAUACGAUUACGAGACUUAGGAGCGUUAACUCCAGAUGAAAAGCUGACCCCCCUAGGGUAUCACUUGGCCUCUCUGCCCGUGGAUGUGAGAAUCGGCAAACUGAUGCUGUUUGGGUCUAUCUUCCGCUGUCUGGAUCCUGCCCUCACCAUUGCUGCCAGUUUGGCUUUUAAGUCUCCUUUUGUAUCUCCCUGGGAUAAAAAAGAGGAAGCUAACCAGAAAAAGCUAGAAUUUGCAUUUGCAAACAGCGACUAUCUGGCUCUUCUACGAGCAUAUAAGGGAUGGCAGCUAAGUACGAAAGAAGGAAUGCGUGCAAGUUACAAUUACUGCAGACAGAACUUCUUGUCUGGAAGAGUUCUUCAGGAAAUGGCCAGCCUCAAACGACAAUUCACUGAACUGUUAUCAGAUAUAGGCUUUGUAAAGGAGGGACUCAGAGCAAGGGAAAUUGAGAAAAGGGCCCAAGGAGGAGAUGGUAUCUUGGACGCCACAGGAGAAGAGGCAAACUCAAAUGCUGAGAACCCCAAGCUGAUAUCAGCAAUGCUGUGUGCUGCUCUUUAUCCAAAUGUAGUGCAGGUGAAAAGCCCAGAAGGGAAAUUUCAGAAGACCAGUACCGGAGCUGUCAGAAUGCAACCCAAAUCAGAUGAGUUGAAGUUUGUCACCAAGAAUGAUGGAUAUGUGCACAUUCACCCUUCCUCAGUGAACUAUCAGGUCAGACACUUUGACAGCCCCUACCUGGUGUACCACGAAAAGAUCAAAACUAGUCGGGUGUUCAUCCGAGACUGCAGUAUGGUGUCCGUGUACCCACUGGUCUUGUUCGGGGGAGGCCAAGUGAGUGUGCAGCUUCAGAGAGGGGAGUUUGUAGUGUCCUUGGAUGAUGGUUGGAUCCGUUUUGCGGCUGCUUCCCAUCAGGUGGCUGAACUAGUAAAGGAACUCCGCUGCGAACUUGACCAGCUUCUCCAGGAUAAGAUAAAAAACCCAAGCAUAGAUCUGUGUACAUGUCCUCGAGGAUCCCGGAUCAUCAGCAUGAUUGUGAAACUUGUCACCACACAGUAAAGACCAGUCUUAGGAGAGUGCUUGCUACUCCCCUGCUUCUUGCUCACCUGGGAAAUAAGAGCAGGACCUCUACCUCCAACCAGGCUCUGUGCUUGGGCUGCCCUGGUGAAGGAGCCCAGGGCAGGCACUGUGCAGUCAGCUGAGGCCCCACACACACUUAGGGAAGGUUCCCAGACCUUCUGUAUUUCGACAGAACAGGGACACUCCCUGCACAAUUUGGAGCGUCCGUGCGAGGCAGUCUAAAAACCAGCUUGCCUGUCUUUUUCUCUGUGACUAUCCCGGAAUGAAUGAAAUUCACCUCAUCAUACAAAAGUGAAUGUUUAAUACGAUUCUGUUUUAAUCUAUGUAUUUUUUUCUCUCCUGCUUUUUUACUAGGGUGAGAUAGGAGCAUGAGGAGAAAUACUGAAUGUUUUUUUCUAUCAUAAAGGCUCAUCUGAAAGAAGUUAGAACAGAGAAGGACAAAAAAAAAUCGUGAGCGAGAAAAAUUAAAAUUUCAUUUUUAGGCUAUUGGCUAUAAAGUAAACUUAAUCUGUAAGGGAUUUUUAUUUUUACUCAUUAAAGUUCAGCCUAAAAAACAAA
Messenger RNA from Leptonychotes weddellii (Weddell seal), 4966 nucleotides. NCBI's taxonomy places the organism in Eukaryota, Metazoa, Chordata, Mammalia, Carnivora, Phocidae. The record is from RefSeq and is a predicted model, not a curated record.